Messenger RNA from Zasmidium cellare ATCC 36951, 654 nucleotides. RefSeq lists its product as uncharacterized. Lineage: Eukaryota; Fungi; Ascomycota; Dothideomycetes; Mycosphaerellales; Mycosphaerellaceae. The transcript is spliced from 2 exons. The record is from RefSeq and is a predicted model, not a curated record. Bases 1 to 654 code for a protein of 217 amino acids.
AUGUCGACAACGAGACCGAAAGUCGUGCAGCUCGCCCUCGAGAAGCCGCCAUGGCACGAGGAAAUGGAGGCGUCGCUUCUCGAGGCCCUCAAAUCCACAGCUGACCUCCAAGAGAUCACCACCGCCGCCGAGGCCAGCAAGUUAUUCAAUGGCAAUGCCAAACCAGUGGUGCUAGCCAUCGAUCAAGCGCUUUCGGAGAAAAAGCACGACCGACUGAGAGCAGAGGCCGUCAACUUUGUGAAGAACGGCGGCACGAUCAUCUUUGGCUGCCACUUCCCCAGCUUCGUCACGCCUCCAAAUAUCGACAAGCUGUUCUCGGCAUUCUCUCUGCCAUGGCAGAUGUCAGAGUACAACCGCACAGAGUUCAAUGUCAACGGCGCCAUGGAGCAGAUCAACACCUCGGGCCUCGUUCCUCGCUACAGUCAGAAGGCCGUACAGCUCAAGAAGGUGCCACGGAGCGACGCUGUCUACCUGCCUGAUGCUUCGUCAUACACGCAGUCGAUGGUUUUCCCGGCGGCUCCCAUCGCCGACCUGACUCUGACACCAGCGGCCUUUGGCGCCUCCGGACAAGGAAAAGUUGGAUACCUGGGUGACGUGAAUGCUGAAGCGGCGACGACUCAUGUCGUACUAGCCAUGUGUGGACUGAGCGGUUGA